GUCGUCUCUUAUCAGGCUAUGAUCGAUUAACUCCAUCUGCUACUUAAGUACAGUGCAUCAACAUGUUUCGGAUUGUCACUUCACCCUUGAUACUGCGUCCUUUGGCGCUGAAGUCGGUCAACACUUCUUGCGCUAUAUGGACAUCGCAAAUAAAGCCACACAAAAUCACGUCUUGUGUCCCAACUAUACUAACAUCCACAAUCAGGUUAUCCAGCGGACCGACCAAAUCAUCAUCUGCCGCAGAGGGCGAGAUCGAUUCAGCUGACGUUGAAAGCAGUCCCACCGUGGAUAAACAGUCCCAGCCGAGUUUACGAAAGAACUACCAGGGGAAGUUGUACGCACCGGUAGACUUGUCUACAAGUUUGGAUUACAUGAAUUCCGAAGGUACAUGGCGGCGUCGUUUUUAUCUGUGCAUCAUUCUCCUUUUUUUAGUUUAUCUAAAUACUUACUGGGGAAAACCGGUUUGGUUCUACUAUCGUCGUAACCACAAAGGCCAUUUUCCACCGCCCAGGACUCGUCGGAACUGCGUUAAUGAUCGAUUUCCUGGUAGAUUGAACGAACAUGAAAAAUAUUCAUGCACUUUGUACAUUCCAGGUUUGUGUGAACAUCAACACAAAAAACUGCUACUGGAAGUCGCAAAGGCUCAGGAUUUGGGUACCAUUGAAACAUGGCUUCCGUUCCACCUCUACGACUAUUCCGAGUACUAUUCAUACUUGCCCGAAGAACAACUUAAGGAAUUACUGCGGGUCAGUGGGUGCGCGCCGCAGAACAUUAUGGACGAUCGUGGCUCCCUGGAUGUAACGCAUGCCUCAUCAGCUGACUUGGCGGAACUACCAGCCAAUUUGCAGAACCUCUUGGGCAGCAUCGACCUCAUCCCCAGAGCCAGUUUGGGGCAGCCUCCUCCACCGGAAACGAAAAUUGUACCUCCCCGGAUUCCUAAUCGAUACAAAAUGGAGGAAGAUCACAAGGCACUGGUUGCGAAACGUAGAAAGUCACUCCCUCCCCCAUCCACCUUUAUUCUUUUCUUUACAAUAAGGCUUUUAAAUAAGUCAUGGUUGUACGGCAGUGAAGCAUCGGUAUUGAACACUGAUGCCAUGCUGUCGAUGAUGAUGAUGACAUUGGAUGACCGCGUUUAUAUUAUGAAGCUCUUAAAACGUAUGCUGAUAAGUUCGGGUAUUUGUAUAGAACUGGGGGUAGGAUUCACUCGUUCAACAGUUUGUGCCCCCCCCCCCCAUCUAAUCUCGUUUGAUUUAUUUUCAGCUUUCACUAACCGGUCGACCCUUACGGGUCUCUCCUUGUUUGAACCAUGGUCGGAUGCUAUGUCCUUAUUUCCGUCCCUCAUCUACUCCACAAGGACAUCGGUGAACGUCGGCCAUGGUCCAUUGUGCUUCGUCGCUCCACAGACUAGAUUACGUGUUGUUGACAAUAGCGCAUGGAGCAACAUCGCGCCAGCCAUCGGGGAUGCGAAGAAGCGACAACCAAAUGUUAAGACAGACUCCCGAUCUGGCACAUCUCAAUCUGGCGGGGAUGUUCAGAGCAUGCUCAUGUCGUUGAACAAAUCGCUUUCUUCGAAACCGGCUCUCUGCAUCCGUGUGUACACCCACAACAAUAAAGGGAAAAUAGGUGACAAGGUUUUGGUUGCUGUUGGAGGGCAGAAAAAGAAAGGCUGGAUUGUCGGUACUCGUCAGCAGUCCAGAGAUGGAUGGCCACGUUUCGAGUCCAAUAACAUUGUUCUGGUGGAUGAUGAAGGCAAUCCGCUUGGCACACGAAUCCUGGUUCCCGUUCCGGCAAAACUGCGCAGUUUGUCCGGUGAUAUUAGCAAGAUUUUGUCGAUUGCGACUACGUUUGUAUGAAGCAACAGGUCAAUUAUUGAA
Molecule: messenger RNA, 1874 nt
Organism: Opisthorchis viverrini
Lineage: Eukaryota; Metazoa; Platyhelminthes; Trematoda; Opisthorchiida; Opisthorchiidae
Exons: 8
Coding region: 63-1853 (596 amino acids)
Biological process (GO): mitochondrial translation
Cellular component (GO): ribosome; mitochondrion
Molecular function (GO): structural constituent of ribosome
Source: RefSeq, a predicted model, not a curated record